Molecule: messenger RNA, 5949 nt
Organism: Acanthopagrus latus (yellowfin seabream)
Lineage: Eukaryota; Metazoa; Chordata; Actinopteri; Spariformes; Sparidae
Product: ras association domain-containing protein 3-like
Exons: 6
Coding region: 405-1163 (252 amino acids)
Biological process (GO): signal transduction
Cellular component (GO): cytoplasm
Source: RefSeq, a predicted model, not a curated record
CACACACACACACGGAACAGAAGUUGAACCAUACGUUGUAGAGUGUAACGGGACAGGCGUCGUGAAACUGGAGUUUUUUUGUGGGGUUUUCUUCGGUAUCUCUGCUGAAAGUGGAAAGCUGUCAGUAGUUAGAGGACCUCCCGUUUUGUAACAACCGACAGAAACGUUUCCACUCAAAAAAAUGGAGAUGUUUAAAUGAGUUUGGUGCCAUGCCGGUGGAGUAAACGGGAGAAGAAGGACGGACGGGGGAUUGGGACGAAGCUGAGAGGAAGUCAUCCCAUAGAGAGCAAACAGCGACUAACACUACUUACUCUCGGCACUCCGGAGUUAAUUUCAAGCUAACGACUGUUCAGUUUCGGGGGUUUUGAUGCAGCAGAGUUUGAGUCGAGAGGUUUUCUCCGCAAAUGACGUGGAAUAGCACGAUGAGCAGUGGCUACAGUAGCUUGGAGGAGGACUCCGAAGAGUACUUUUUCACGGCCAGGACCUCUUUCUUCAAAAAACCCUCCGGAAAAGUCACAGUGAGCAAGGAUGUGGAGAAGGAGAGAGAGCUGCGGACCGAGUUCAGCAGGGAGGAAAUCAGGCAGAGGAUCGAGCUGUACAACUCGGUGACCAAAGACCACCUCAAAAUGACACUCAAUGCCUCUGGUGUUUAUACUGGGUUCAUCAAAGUCCAGAUGGACCUGAGGAGGCCGGUGACGGUGCGAGGGGGCCAGAGAGGAGCAGGAGGCGCCGUGGUGGAGGAGGCCUUCUAUCUGCCCCGAGGAGUCAACAACACCCUGCACAUCAGCUCCAAUAACACAGUCCGACAGGUGAUCAUCGCCUUGCUGAACAAGUUCACAGUGGCGGACAACCCGGCCAAAUAUGCCCUGUACAAACGCUACCGCAGAGAGGAGCAGGUCUAUGUGUGCAAGCUGGCGGAUGGCGAGCAGCCGUUGUUCCUCCGUCUGGUGGCGGGACCCGACACCGACACGCUCAGCUUCGUGCUGAGAGAGCAACAGACGGGGGAAGUCAUGUGGGACGCGUUCUCCAUCCCCGAGCUGCGCAACUUCCUGCGGAUCCUCGACAAGGAGGAGGACGAGCAGAGGGAGGCGGUGAUUCGCCGCUACGAGGCCUACCGCCAGAGACUGCAGGAGGCGCUGCGGGAGGUCAGAGGGCCCUCCUAAAGGAUUAACCUCCUAAAAACAGGACUACUGCCCCCUAGAGGGACGGAGGAGGGACGAUCUCGAAACUCCUCAGAGGAUGAAAGUAGUGUAAAUUUUGAUGGAGAGAGGGAUGUGGACGCAGAAGGAGAGAAGAGGAUCCAGCGCCUGGAUGAAGGGAUGAAGAGGACAGAAACUGAGGGGACAGCAAGCGAUGGACAAGUGAAUAAAGGGAUGAACGGACAGUACUGGGAUGGAUGUUUGAUUCAGCCUGGAUUAAAGACUUCAAACUGCUGCCUGCGGUCCGUCUGCUCACACCAAAGAUUCACUUAACUUGUGCCAUAUUCACUUCGUCCUCCUCCUCUUCUCUCACUCUGUCCUGCUGUCACGUAAUUUAUACAGUUUGACUGAUUCCUCUUCGUCUCCCCCUUCCUGAAAAAGACUCAAGGCCAUAUGUUGAGUUAGAAUUUUAUUUAAUUUGUUUGUUUCAAAAGGUCUGUACAUAUUUUUUUUUCUUAAUUUAUAUGGGUGAAGCUUUUUAUCUUUUUUUUUUCUUUCUUGAAGCAGAAAAGUCUUAUUCGAGUUUAUUCUACAGAGGCGGAGCGCCGAUCUGGUUGUUGACACAGACACGGAGAAUAGUUUAUCCAGACUGAUAAUAAACACACAGCGAUCAUCAGAAACAGUCUUUGAAGCUGUAAUUACAAGACGGGAAUACAAGGUUAGUUAGAGAAUACACACAGAGUGACGACGUCUCGAGUGAUUUAGCCGGAGAGUUGAGAAAUAUUUCUGAAGUGAGAAAUGAAGAAGUAGCCUGCAUGUAUUAACGUACGGAGUCUCAAGUGGGCCAAUUUAAAAAAGUAUUUUCAUUUAUUUGUGUUACAUUAUAAUCUAAAAAUUACACAUUUAUUCUUUUAUUGUUAUGGCUUUUAAUAGAAUAUAAAGAAUGCAAAGUAAACAAUAAUAAAACGGACUUGGCUGCCACCACUAUGGCUAAUAUGUAAAAACUGAUACAUUAAAAAAUAUAAUUAUCGAUAAUAAAAAAUAAUUUAGUUUGCAACAUUUACAUUGUUCAGGUAUAAAACCUAUAAAAAUAUAAAUUAUAAUGAAGUUAUUAGUUUAUUUUAAGCAGCAUAUUGUGACAAAAUAACAAGAUAUUUGAAUUUUUUUCUGAGUUUUGUCAACGUAUUACAUUUACUUUGAUUUUUAUGCAUGAAUAUUCUGGAAAUGUAACUACACCAUUAAUAAUGUAUUAUUAUUAUUAUUAUUAUUUUUUUUACAUUUUAUUUAAAUUAUUGGCACACUUGAGACUCCAUAGAAUUGGCCUGAAACUGGAUGUCGAAGCUGAAAGUAAAGAGACGUGAGAAGAAGUUUUAUUACGUUUGUGUUUCAGGUUUAAUGUGACACAAACUUUACGCUUGUGAGGUAGAAAUGUAGUUUUGUUUGUGACAGCGAGUGAAGAUGAUGAUGAUGAAGAUGAUGAUGAACUGGUUGGAUUUAAAGCCGUUUGUUUGGCUGGGUAGUUUUGACCUUUGACCUCUGUGUCGGUCGGAGAGGAGAGGACUGAGAUGUGACCGGUUUCAGGAAGUUGACCGAGCAGUUUAGAGGAAGUAGACGAGUAACAUUAGACGGAGGAGGGAAGACGGGCGUAGAAGAUAGAGGGAGUAGUACACGAUAGUGGCUGUAACCUUGAGGACGGCGACGGGAUUUUCCCCCUCGUGCUUGUUUGCUUGUUGCGUUUAUGAAAGCUCCUAUAAUCCCACGGCUGAGAGAAGCGGGGAGGCCUGCGAGCGCCGAUAGCCUGCGGAGGACAGUGGGAGGGAAAAUGGCUGCAUUGUGUCGUUCUCCUGUCCGUCUGUCUGCAGGCAUUCAUUUAAAACGCAUGUGGGUUUGUUUUUUUUGUGCUCUUAUCUCAAGUUGAAACGUGCAGCCUUGACCUCGUUGUCAACUGUGAUUUCAGCAGUGGAGGAUAAAAGAGAGAAAAUAUAGGGAGGAAAGAAAGGAUGGUGGAGCAGAGAAGGAGAUAAAGCAAAGGAUGGAAGGAGAACAAUUUAAUGGAAGUGCAGAAGAAGGAAAAAGAGGAAUUUCUGUGAGGUGUCGCGAGUAAAUAGCUGCCUUAAAUAAAUAUGCAAUGUCUUCUUUGGUACAUGUAAUUCAUCAUAUACGGCUUAGAGACCAAAGAGGAUCGUUUAGUAGAAAAUCUUUGCUUUUUUUUUUUUUUUGAAUCUGCAGAUUCUCAGACGAGUAAAGUUAAAUAGAUGCAAAAACGCUUCUGAAUGAAGUCAAAGUGACGCUUGUACAGUACAAAGCCGCCAUCUAGUGGACAAAUACUGCAACUAUUCUCUCAUUUCUGUGUCAAAUCUAUAUCUUAAAUGUUUUUAUUUUAACUGUUUUUUGUUAUAACCAAAGAUAUUUUUGUGGUGUUGCCUGGAGCAAGAAGUAUAUUAGAGGCCUCUUCCCCUCCGGAGGGACAAACAUAUAUAGUUCAGAGUUUUAUUUAAAAGGGUUUUUUGACCCUGGUUUAUUUUACACUGGGUUAAAUCUGUGGAAGACAAAACAGGCCGUGAUGAUUUGAAUCUUACACGCAACUGAAUACCUGACAAUGACUUUUAAAGGGCCACUACACCAACUUUAUACAUGAAGUUCAGUUAACUGGUGAGAAUUACAACAAAAUAACCCUAAUGAUGUCACAAUGAUGUCAUCAAGUUCGGACUAGAGCCUCAAAAUUUUAUACAAAAAAAGCCUCGGAGGCAGGGAUGGUCUAAUGGAGGACAUGACUGAGUUGCAUUAUGGGAAAUGUAGGAUCCAGCAAUUUUGGAGCUUCACCCGUAAAAGGGAGUGAAAUGAAUCUGUCCCUCUUCGAGUGUAAGAAUAGUUAUUACUUAUAUAUUAAUAUUAACAUCUAACUAUGAAGACCAUCUUUAUUUUUUUCUUUGACAUUGUCAGUAACAAAUUUUAAGUUGUGCAACUGAUAAAACAUUGUUGUUUUUUAUUUGGGGGAUGUUUGCAAAUUCUAAUAAAUAAAAUCAAGUGCAUACAUUUAAAAACAAUAAGAAGAAUUUAUUCAAGUUGCUCCAAUUUAAUAGAUACUAAAUGAAGUCACCCAACUUGGUGAAAAACAUGAUAUUUUAAAGAUUCAAAUAACACAAAUGAGGUGUUCAGUUGUUCAGAGAUCUCAAACAUUUUGGCCCUUGUUUGCUUCCAUACUAUAUAAUUUAAAAUGAUACGGAAAAGUCUGCAUGGAAACAGUUAAUGAAUCUUAAAGCCAUGUUGUUGUUGUUGUUGUUGUCGUCGUUGUUUGUGUAUCAGAUAAACAACUUUUAGCUGUUUGAAACAGAACAAAACCAGACGAGUCGUAUCAAUUAAUUUUUUUUUUUUGGGCACUUUAACGUUGAAUUCAGGGACGACGGGUUUUUUAUUUUUUAUUUUUUCCUUUUUCUCUCCUGCAAUCUGCCGCCAUCACUCUCUCUACUUAAUCUUAACAUCUAAUUCACUAUAAUCUUACUUACAUGUUCCCUUUUUUUUUUUUAAACAUAUGGAAGUAAAGUGUGACGGAAGUGUUUUCAAAGCUCAUUUUAUUAUUUUUGGCCUCAACGAUCUUCUGUAAUGAUUUUUGAGUUAGCUGUAGACUGUGAAACGUCGCAUGUGUUCCUGUUUGUCUCUUCGUGUACAUCCAUGCUAACUGUACACAUCGCUGCGCUGUUCAACACUAAGGCACCGCCGAGCGUCGUAGAGGAAACGGCGGGUCGGGCAGCGUUUUGGAGAAUCUGUGGAGUCUAAAUGUUGUCGGUGAAAUCAAAUGUCAUUUAUUUCAAACACUGUCAGAUCUGCUGGUGAUGUAAAUUAGGGCUGGUUGAUCAAUGUAUCGAUCAUGAAAAAGCUUCUGGGCCAGUAGUGUUUAUGACUGAAGAGUUGAUCCACCGGGUGUGUAUUCAGACAUCUUGUUUUAAGGCUGAUUAAUCAAACUAGAGUCACAGAGCGCAAUCAGUUAGUUUAAGGUUCAUUUUUUCGCUUGUUGGUAGUUUAACAAAAAGUUUUAAAUGAUCCUAUUGGUCAUUAUUUCUUGUUUUAAUACUCGAUACAGGAAUAUUUGUUUAUUUUGAUCUAUGGUUUCAACAAUUUUAGAUUUAAAAACAAAAAAAAUCUGAUCAAGAAAAAAGUCUCACCACCUCCUCGCUGUUCGAAGCCUCUCUAGAGCUUUUGAUCAUAAAACAUGAACUUCAUCAGGAGUUUUCCUUUUUUUCUUAACACUUUCAAGGACUUUUCAUCUGACAGAUUUUAUUUUAUUUAUUUUUUUUAGAGCCAAUAAGGAUAUCGGUUAUUCAUAACCAAGGAGAUCAUUAUCAAAACUAUCUGCAAAGUACUGAACUUUUUGAUAUUAUUUUAAACAUUUCCAUUUUUUGCAUCUUUAUGUUUCCACUACGUUUGUGUCUAACUUUAGUUACUAGUUACACUGUAAAAUCUGAAACAUUGUGGUGAGAUUAUUUCCCCAAAUAUGAGCUUGAAUUUCUCAGCAGUUUCCGACUCUUAGGAUAAUUUUUCCUCAGUUUUGUGCGAUCUGUGUCUCGUGUUUGAACAGCCAGGAUCUGUCUUAUUAAAAGCCAAAGAUCUGUGUGUAGCUCUUCCGCCAUUUUAUCCAUAUUAUCUUUCCACUUCUGCUUCUUUUUGUUGUUGUUGUUGUUGUUGUUGUUGUACGCAGGAACUCGGAUGUUCUGCGAUUCAUCAGGUUCAUCCCACAUGAUGAGUUCCACGUUAAGCAUCUGAGCUCAGAAACACAAACUCUGUUGUUCUACACUUGAUUAAAAAAAAAAAA